AUGGCUUUCCAGCUAAUUGCACAUCCGAUCUAUGCCAUAAUGGCGGUACAUGCAUACCAUUUCAAAACGGUACUGAAGACAUCUGCCAUUGCGCCCCUGGAUUCACUGGUGCUAAGUGUCAAUAUGGUGAGUUUUACUUAUUCUCACUUAAAUCCUUCAAAAACAAUAAAUAUUCCACUUCUAGACAUCAAUGAGUGCAUUGUGGAUAAUGGAGGUUGUCAUCACGACUGUGUGAACACUAUAGGAACUUUCUAUUGUCGAUGUUGGGCCGGUUUUGAAUUAGAAGAGAAUGGGAAAACCUGUAAAGGUGAACCUUUCAUUGAUUUUUUCAAGAUUGACGAUAGUCUAUUAGAUUGA
This is a messenger RNA of Strongylus vulgaris, 357 nucleotides long. NCBI's taxonomy places the organism in Eukaryota, Metazoa, Nematoda, Chromadorea, Rhabditida, Strongylidae. The record is from the annotation of a GenBank genome assembly.